AUGGCAGCCAACAACGAGGCCCAAGGCCUUUGGAUCUCGACAGAUACCACCCCAGCAGGCGCCCUGUCGAGAACAUCAACUGCAAGCUCGCUAGGGAAGGAGAAGGAGCACGCUGCUCCCAUCACUCGUGACGACGAGAUUCUCGACUUAGCUCGACGGCUGACCAGUCACUCUCAACGAAACAACGAUCAAAGUCCCUUCCACGCCGAAGUGGGCGGAUCUUUGGAUCCUAAUGCCCCAGGAUUUCGCGCUAGGGAAUGGGCAAAGGCAUUCUACAAUGCUGUAAAUGCGUCAGCACCCAGGCGGGUCGCGGGGGUCGCAUUCCGCAACCUUCACGUUUUUGGCCAUGGCAGCCCAACGGACUACCAGCAGAGCGUUGGCAACGUCUUCUUGAAACUGCCGUCCCUUGUUGCUCGACUGGCUGGCGCCAAGAGGAGACGGCUUGAUAUCUUACGUGGAGUGGAGGGCUUGGUCAAGCCCGGGGAAAUGCUUUGUGUGCUUGGCCCGCCGGGAAGUGGAUGCAGUACACUGCUGAAGACAAUUGCGGGCGAUACUUAUGGCCUCAAUGUUUCGGACGAUUCAUUUGUCAAUUAUCAUGGUAUCCCAUCGACAAAGAUGAACUCUGCUUUCCGUGGGGAAGCCGUCUAUACUGCAGAGGUGGACGCUCAUUUUCCUCAACUGACUGUUAACGAGACACUCUACUUCGCCGCCAUGGCUCGGACGCCGUACUCGCUACCUAACGGUGUUUCUCCAAAGCACUACGCUGAGCACCUGAGAGAUGUUAUCAUGACCAUGUUUGGUAUCAGCCAUACCAAAGAUACCCGCGUAGGCAAUGACUUUGUCCGCGGUGUCUCUGGGGGCGAACGAAAGCGUGUGACAAUCGCAGAAGCAACGCUCAGCAACGCUCCGCUGCAGUGCUGGGACAACAGCACGAGGGGUCUUGAUAGUGCCAAUGCUAUCGAGUUCUGCAAGACGUUACGUAUUCAGGGCGAUGUCUUCGGCUGCACAUCGUGUGUAGCAAUCUACCAAGCGCCGCAGGCUGCGUACGACAUCUUCGACAAAGUCACACUCUUGUAUCAGGGCCAACAGAUUUACUUUGGCCCCGCGUCUUCUGCCAAGGCUUAUUUUGAGCGCCUCGGAUUUCAGUGUCCUGCAUCGCAGACUACUCCCGACUUCUUAACGUCGAUGACGAAUCCUGUUGAGCGUAUCAUCAGGCCUGGAUUUGAAGGUCGUGUUCCCAGAACAGCCGAAGACUUUGCCAGAGCUUGGCAGCAGAGUGCUGAAAGACAGCGAUUGCUCGUCGAGAUCGAGGCCUAUAAUGCUGAGCACCCUCUAGAGGGCGCCAGCUACGAGAAGUUCGCGGCCAUCAGAAAAGACGAGAAGUCGGACUACCAGCGGGCAAACAGUCCUUACACCUUAAGCUACUGGCGGCAGAUCAAACUAUGCAUGUGGAGAGGCUGGCAGCAACUGAAGACCGACCCGUCUGUCACGCUGGUAAUGUUGAUUGGAAACUUCUUCGAAGCGCUCAUUAUCGCUUCGGUCUUCUACAACCUGCCCAACGACACCUCUGGUUUCUUCGGACGAGGAGCACUGCUCUUCAUGCUUGUACUAUUAAAUGCGUUCGGAAGCAUAUUGGAAAUCAUUGGGCUAUACGCCAAACGCACCAUUGUGGAGAAGCACAGCCGGUAUGCACUCUAUCACCCGUCCGCAGAGGCUAUUGCUUCUAUGAUCCUCGACCUUCCCUACAAGAUUGUCAACGCUCUUCUGGUCAACUCCGUUCUGUACUUCAUGGGAAACCUACGUCGCACGCCAUCGGCCUAUUUCUUUUUCUUGCUCAUUUCUUUUACUCUGACGCUCUCAAUGAGCAUGUUCUUUCGGCUGUUUGCAUCACUCACUAAGACUAUCGCUCAAGCCCUUGCCCCCUCUGCAAUCAUCCUGUUGGGCAUGGUUCUAUACACAGGUUUCGCCGUCCCCAUCAACUACAUGCGCGGAUGGGCUAGUUGGAUGCGUUGGAUCAACCCUGUCAGUUAUGGUUUCGAAAGCAUCAUGGUCAACGAGUUCAACGGCAGGAACUUUUCGUGCUCACAAUUCGUGCCGUCUGGUUCCGCAUACGAAGACAUUGCGCUUGACCAGCAGGCUUGUGCGGUAGGUGGCGCGCGACCCGGCCAGACCUCCGUCACAGGUGCUGAGUAUGUCUUCGACACAUACAGCUACCAGAACAGCAACCGCUGGCGGAACUUCGGUGUCUUGGUUGGCCUGACGAUCGCACUGGCGGCACUUCAUCUGAUCGUGUCAGAGCUGGUGGCAGCAGAACGCUCCAAAGGCGAGGUACUGGUCUUCAGACGUGGUAAAAUGCAAAAAGCGAAGGCCAAGCGUGAGCAGGUUGACGAGGAACGGACUCCAACCGGCUCUCUCGCCCAGAACGAGAAAACGGAUCUAGACAUCGAAGCGGAUGUUCGCGAGGUGGAGAAGCAGACCUCAGUGUUCCACUGGCAGGAUGUGAGCUACGAAAUCAAGGUAAAGGGCGAGACAAGAAAGAUCCUUUAUCGAGUGGACGGCUGGGUGAAGCCUGGUACUUUGACCGCCUUGAUGGGUGUAUCUGGUGCGGGCAAAACGACACUCCUGGAUGUGCUCGCAAGCAGGACUACCAUUGGUGUCAUAACUGGAGAGAUGCUGGUCGAUGGAAAUACUCGAGAUACUUCCUUCCAGCGCAAGACCGGCUAUGUGCAACAGCAAGACCUACACCUCCACUCAUCGACGGUCCGAGAAGCUCUAGAGUUUAGCGCCUUGCUCCGCCAGCCACAAAAGUACAGCAAAACAGAGAAGCUUGCUUAUGUGGACACGGUCAUCAGCCUAUUGAAUAUGGAAGAUUACGCUGAUGCCGUGGUCGGUGUGGCGGGAUCUGGACUGAACGUUGAGCAACGCAAACGGCUGACAAUCGGUGUGGAGAUGGCGGCCAGGCCAUCAUUGCUGCUUUUCUUGGACGAGCCUACAUCGGGUCUUGACAGCCAGACCUCAUGGUCAAUCUGUAACCUAAUGGAGAAACUCACACGAAGCGGUCAAGCGAUUCUUUGUACCAUUCAUCAGCCCUCAGCUAUGCUAUUCCAGCGGUUCGAUCGCCUCUUGCUUCUCGCCAAAGGUGGCAAGACCGUUUAUUUUGGCGAUAUUGGUCCCAACUCGCGUACGCUCAUCGAUUACUUCAUGCGCCAUGGUGGGCCGGACUGUGCGGAAGGCGUCAAUCCUGCCGAGUACAUGCUGGAGACCAUUGGAGCUGCACCAGGCGCGCAAACAGACAUUGACUGGCCUGCUGUGUGGCGCGAAAGCGCUGACUACCGCGGUGUUCAGUCAGAGCUCGCGAGUCUCACAGGCCUCACGAAAAUUACCACUGCUCAAUCCGGCGCCAUGACAGGAUCCGAGUUUGCCGAAUUUGCCGCCCCUUUCACCUCUCAACUACGACUCGUGUUGAAGCGGACUCUUCAGCAGUACUUCCGCAGUCCGUCCUACAUCUACAGCAAAGCCCUGCUGACACUGGGUUCCGCCAUCUUCAUCGGGUUUUCCUUCUUUCGCAGCGAAAACACGCGGCAGGGCCUCCAAAACCAGCUGUUUGGCGUCUUCAUCUUCCUGUUCGUGGUGAUCCAGCUCAUUCUUCAAAUCAUACCAAUGUUCGUCGUGCAGAGAACCCUCUACGAAUCCCGCGAGCGCCAGAGCCGCACCUACCACUGGGCCGCGUUCGUCUUGUCCAACGUCUUCGUGGAGCUCAUCUGGAACACCUUCGCAGCUAUCUUCUGCUUCAUCCUUUGGUACUACCCCAUGGGCUUGUACGAGAACGCCGAAUGGACCGAUGCCGUCCACUCACGCGGCUUUUUGACCUUCCUGUUCGUGUGGUCAUCAUUCAUGUUCGCGAGCAGUUUUGCGCACGCCAUCAUCGCCGGCGUGGACAGCGACGAGGUGGCUUCCGCCAUCGCCAACAUUCUGAGCAUCAUGCUCUACGCCUUCUGCGGCAUCCUCGCCGGUCCCGAUGUGCUGCCGGGCUUCUGGAUCUUCAUGUACCGCGUCAACCCCUUUACGUAUCUCGUCGACGGCCUACUCUCGACGACCCUCGGCCAGGCGCCCGUUCGCUGCGCGGCCAACGAGUAUUUCAGCUUCAACAGUCCGGCUGGCGUGUCCUGUGAGAACUAUAUGCGGCCGUACAUGGAGGUUUCGGGUGGGUAUUUGCUCGACCCGGGCGUGGAGGGAAGGUGCGAGUAUUGUCCACUGGACAGCACGGACCAGUUUCUGGCCACGGUCAAUGCGGACUUUGGUCGGCGGUGGCGGAAUUUUGGGCUGUUGUGGGUUUAUGUCGCGGUUAAUCUGGCGGCGGCGGUGGGGUUCUAUUGGCUGUUUAGGGUGCCGUCGCGGAAGAGGGGGCAGGCUAUGGAGGUGAAGAAGGAGAAGGAGUGA
Molecule: messenger RNA, 4440 nt
Organism: Cyphellophora europaea CBS 101466
Lineage: Eukaryota; Fungi; Ascomycota; Eurotiomycetes; Chaetothyriales; Cyphellophoraceae
Exons: 3
Coding region: 1-4440 (1479 amino acids)
Biological process (GO): transmembrane transport
Cellular component (GO): membrane
Molecular function (GO): ABC-type transporter activity; ATP binding; ATP hydrolysis activity
Source: RefSeq, a predicted model, not a curated record